ACAUGGCGUUCAUGAAGAGUGCUAUCCUGGUCUGUGUGACUGCGGUGCUGACGGUGUACCUACCGCAACUCUGGACCAAGACUCGUCCCAUCAUCACUGCAGGAACUGUACAGCCAGGAUUCGAACCGGUGGCCAAACUAUUCAGGGAGAACUUCGAGAAUGGAGUAGAAACUCCAACAGCUGGUUCUACAUUUUCGGUGUACUACAAAGGGUCAAAGGUCGUAGACAUCUGGGGAGGCUACGCGGACAGUGAGGCAGGACGGCCAUGGAAGGAGGACACUUUGACUGUAGUCUUCUCCGCUACAAAAGGCAUGGCUGCCUUGUGCAUGGCUCUUCUGGUUGACAGGGGUCACCUUGACUACGACAAGACCGUGGCUUCCUAUUGGCCAGAAUUUGCCCAGAAUGGAAAAGAGAACGUCACAGUGCGCACGCUCCUCAAUCACCGGGCUGGUCUGUCUGAAAUCAGCGACGAAGAUACCUAUGCUCUAUUGGGGGACCAAGAUGCGUUGGGAGAGUUUUUGGCGCGGUAUGCCCCCGAAUGGGAGCCGGGUACGGCCCAGAAAUACCAUGCGUUUUCUUUCGGUCUGUACGCCAGCCAGCUCUUGAGACGCGCCGACCCCAAGCACAGGACACUGGGCCAGUUCUUCAAGGAAGAGAUCGCUCAACCAUUUGGCAUUGAUUUUCACAUCGGCUUCCCCUUGGAAUUGUACCACCGGUAUCCGCGUUUGUCGUGGGCCAGCUCGUUCAUGUGGUUCAAGGAGACGAUAAGCAAUCCCAUCAUUCGCCAAUUCAUGUGGGAUCGACUGAUGACUGGCCAACAAGGAGCGACCUUUAAGCCAAUCGAGUUCCAGGAAUUCAUGAUCCCCGAGAAACUAGCCCUCGAACAGCCGUCGGCCUACGGAGUGGGAUCAGCCCGCGCUCUCGCUAAAGUCUACGGAAUAUUAGCCAAUGGUGGAGCCACACUGAAAGGGCAAAGGUUACUCUCUGAGGACAUCAUCAAAAAGGUUAUGGAUGAGGUACAGGGAACUCCAGAUGGGUUUGCGGCAGUACUAGACGUUGCUUUCAACCUGGGAUUCUUCGUUCAGAAGGAGGCGAAACAAUUCGGCCACCCUGGGGCAGGGGGUCAGUACGGCAUUGCCGACCCUCAGCACAGAAUCGGGAUUGGAUACGUCUCCAGUUACUGCUCCACGGCCACCUUGGGGUAUGACAGCCGCUUCCAUCCACUGCAAGAGGAGACGUACAAGUGCAUUAAGAAACUGGAGGCAAAAUAACCGUCAACGAUGGUGUGGACAAAUAGAUUUGUCAUGUGCUUGGCCGUUGUCUGUAGAGCUUCGUUGUGUUUAAGUCAACAAACGAAAGUUAAAAAAGUUAUUAAAACUAUAGUUGACAAUAUUAGGUACGAAAGCAAUAAAAUGAAAUUUUACAUAUAAAUUUUACAAUUCUUAAAAAAGGAUGUACAAAUACAAGUGAAAGUAAAAAAAGUAUCAGUUAUUUUAGAUUGAAGUAAACUUAAUUAAGCGUUGCUGUAGUUUUAAGCUGCGUUGUUGUACUUUUUUUAAGCUGUGUCCGUUUUCAUUGUUAAGAAUUGUCUAGCUCUUCUUUCAACAAUCCAGAGGAAACAGCUCUUCUUUUCUUUGAGAUGUUGUUAUUUGGGUUUUUUUUAUUUAUGAUUUUUUUGUAGAAUUUCAUUUAAAUAAUCGUUGUUUCAUAUAUUAGCUGUUAAAGGAAACCCAGCAGAAAACCUGUUUUGUAAGCUUUAAGCCUAGGCCUAAUCAGUAUGUUUUGCCGAAUUU
Molecule: messenger RNA, 1793 nt
Organism: Patiria miniata (bat star)
Lineage: Eukaryota; Metazoa; Echinodermata; Asteroidea; Valvatida; Asterinidae
Product: beta-lactamase domain-containing protein 2-like
Exons: 7
Coding region: 3-1271 (422 amino acids)
Source: RefSeq, a predicted model, not a curated record